GGGAUCCUGCAGCCGGCGGCCGGGACGCGGGGACUCCCCCUAGCGGAGCCAGGAGCCUUCGAUGGGGGGAGGCCCAGUCCUCGGGGUGGCUGCUGUGCAAGGGAAGAAGUGGCACGAAGUAAAUGACUCCAGCAUAAAGCAAUCUGCUUUGCCAAAGUGCCCACAUCGGAAGUCAAAUACAAGAAAACUGCAAGUAUUGAUAGAAAUGAAGAUUGAGGCUGCAUUUCCUAACUGAACUGUAAAAGUGUUUGCAAUAGCUAGCCAGUUCCUGACCUUGCAAAGUGCUCCAGUAGUACAUCGUUAAUACCUGUAAAUAAGUGCUUGCAACCAAAUUCAGAAGUAAGAAGAAUGCCAGUCAAGAAGAAAGAUACUGACCGAGCUUUAGUGCUGCUGGAAGAAUACUGUAAAAGACUAAAGAAGCCAGAAGAACAACAGCUGAAAAAAGCCAUCAGAAAGGUGAUGGGCAUCUUUAAGAGCAGCUUGUUUCAGGCACUUCUAGAUAUUCAAGAGUUUUAUGAAGUGACACUUCUAAAUUCCCAGAAAAGCUAUGAGCAAAAAAUAGAAGAAGCAAAUGAAGUUGUGGAGAAAUGGGAGAAGACAACAUCUGCCACAGAUCAUGAAAAUCUGCAGAAAAAACAAGAGUCUGCAGCUUCAAAUGGAUCAGAAGGAUCUGGACAGUAUGGUGAACCCAAUAAGGAAAAACAGACUUUUGAAAAUUAUGUGGUAGACAUGAAGAUAAAGCAGAGCCAUGGCAGAUGCCCAUCCCACAAAUGCUCAGUCGAAACACCUGCCUGGAUACCCAUUCAGCAUUCUAGCAAAGGCCAGGAGGAAGAAAAUCCCACAGGUAGAGGCCUUCAGCUGGGACCUUUUCCUGAAAUGGAAUGGACUAAUGCACAGAAAUAUCGUUAUCAAGAUGAGGACGUUCCACAUGAUCAUACUUUGCCUCGAUUAACCCAUGAAGUAAGAGGCCCAGAGCUUGUUCAUGUGUCAGAGAAGAACUUGUCUCAAAUAGAGAAUGUCCAUGGAUAUGUCUUACAGUCACACAUUUCUCCUUUGAAGGCAAGCCCUGCCCCUAUAAUUGUCAACACAGAUACCUUGGACACAAUUCCUUAUGUUAACGGAACAGAAAUUGAAUAUGAAUUUGAAGAAAUUACUUUGGAGCGGGGGAAUUCCGGCCUGGGUUUCAGCAUUGCUGGUGGAACAGAUAACCCACACAUUGGGGAUGAUCCUGGGAUAUUCAUCACUAAGAUUAUACCAGGAGGAGCUGCAGCAGAGGAUGGAAGACUCAGGGUCAAUGAUUGCAUCUUGCGAGUGAAUGAGGUUGAUGUCUCAGAAGUCUCACACAGCAAAGCCGUGGAGGCCCUGAAAGAAGGCUCCAUAGUACGAUUGUACGUUCGUCGAAGGCGCCCUAUACUGGAGACCGUGGUAGAGAUCAAGUUGUUCAAAGGACCUAAAGGUCUGGGAUUCAGUAUUGCAGGAGGGGUUGGAAACCAACACAUCCCUGGGGACAACAGCAUUUAUGUCACCAAGAUUAUUGAUGGAGGAGCUGCACAAAAAGAUGGGAGGCUGCAAGUUGGAGACAGACUUCUUAUGGUAAAUAAUUACAGUUUAGAAGAAGUAACCCAUGAAGAGGCAGUAGCGAUCCUGAAGAACACAUCAGAUGUAGUGUAUCUCAAAGUUGGAAAGCCCACCACCAUUUACAUGACUGAUCCUUAUGGCCCACCAGAUAUUACUCACUCUUAUUCUCCACCAAUGGAAAAUCAUAUACUCUCUCCUGGAAACAAUGGCACUUUAGAGUACAAAGCAUCCCUGGCCCCUAUCUCACCAGGAAGAUACUCACCCAUUCCAAAGCACAUGCUUGUGGAGGAUGACUACACCAGGCCUCCUGAACCUGUUUACAGCACUGUGAACAAACUGUGUGAUAAACCACCUUCUCCUAGGCACUAUUCCCCUGUCGAGUGUGACAAAAGCUUCCUUCUUACAGCUCCCUAUCCCCACUACCACACAAGCCUGCUCCCUGACUCUGAGAUCACCAGUCAUUCCCAGCACAGCACUGCAACCCGUCCUCCCACGGUGAGCUUGCAGAGGACCAUUUCUGUGGAAGGAGAGCCUCGAAAAAUCAUCCUGCACAAGGGCUCCACAGGCCUUGGUUUUAACAUUGUGGGAGGAGAAGAUGGGGAAGGCAUUUUCGUGUCUUUCAUCCUAGCAGGAGGCCCUGCUGAUCUCAGUGGAGAACUACAGAGAGGAGAUCAAAUUUUGUCUGUGAAUGGUAUUGAUCUUCGAGGUGCUACCCACGAGCAGGCUGCAGCUGCACUAAAAGGAGCAGGGCAGACGGUAACAAUCAUAGCACAAUACCAGCCAGAGGACUACUCCAGGCUUUUGCAAAAAUCCAAUGACCUGCGUGAGCAGAUGAUGAAUCACAGCAUGAGUUCUGGGUCUGGUUCCCUGAGGACUAAUCAGAAGAGGUCACUGUAUGUCAGAGCCAUGUUUGACUAUGACAAGAGCAAAGACAGUGGCCUCCCAAGCCAAGGACUCAGCUUUAAGUAUGGAGACAUCCUGCAUGUCAUCAACGCUUCGGAUGAUGAGUGGUGGCAGGCGAGGAGGGUGACUCUGGAGGGAGACAGUGAGGAGAUGGGAGUCAUACCCAGCAAGAGGAGAGUUGAAAGAAAGGAGCGUGCACGUUUGAAGACAGUGAAAUUCAACGCGAAGCCUGGUGUGAUUGAUGCGAAAGGGUCAUUCAAUGACAAGCGUAAAAAGAACUUCAUCUUUUCACGAAAAUUCCCAUUCUACAAGAGCAAGGAGCAGAGUGAGCAGGAAACAAGUGAUCCAGAACAACAUGUUUCUUCUAAUGCCAGCGAUAGUGAAAGUAGCUACAGAGGCCAAGAAGACUGCAUCCUUUCUUAUGAACCUGUCACCAGACAGGAAAUUAAUUACACCAGGCCAGUUAUUAUUCUGGGUCCUAUGAAAGAUCGGAUCAACGAUGAUUUGAUAUCUGAAUUCCCUGAUAAGUUUGGGUCAUGUGUACCACAUACCACAAGGCCAAAGCGUGACUACGAAGUGGAUGGGAGAGAUUAUCAUUUUGUCAUUUCAAGAGAACAAAUGGAAAAAGAUAUCCAAGAGCACAAAUUUAUAGAAGCUGGACAGUACAACGAUAAUUUAUAUGGAACUAGUGUCCAGUCUGUGAGAUUUGUGGCAGAAAGGGGCAAGCACUGUAUACUCGAUGUGUCAGGAAAUGCUAUCAAACGACUACAAGUUGCACAACUCUAUCCCAUUGCUAUCUUUAUUAAACCUAAAUCAUGGGAGCCUCUGAUGGAAAUGAAUAAACGUCUUACAGAGGAGCAAGCAAAGAAAACUUAUGAUCGAGCAAUUAAAUUAGAACAAGAAUUUGGAGAAUAUUUUACAGCUAUUGUCCAAGGAGAUAGCUUAGAAGAUAUAUAUAAUCAAUGCAAACUUGUAAUUGAAGAACAAUCUGGGCCUUUCAUCUGGAUUCCUUCAAAGGAAAAGUUAUAA
Molecule: messenger RNA, 3510 nt
Organism: Calypte anna (Anna's hummingbird)
Lineage: Eukaryota; Metazoa; Chordata; Aves; Apodiformes; Trochilidae
Gene: DLG2
Product: discs large MAGUK scaffold protein 2
Biological process (GO): chemical synaptic transmission
Cellular component (GO): postsynaptic density membrane; neuron projection; neuromuscular junction
Molecular function (GO): protein binding
Source: RefSeq, a predicted model, not a curated record